This is a messenger RNA of Humulus lupulus (European hop), 1061 nucleotides long. RefSeq lists its product as uncharacterized. The coding region runs from base 282 to 821 and encodes 179 amino acids. NCBI's taxonomy places the organism in Eukaryota, Viridiplantae, Streptophyta, Magnoliopsida, Rosales, Cannabaceae. The record is from RefSeq and is a predicted model, not a curated record. Gene Ontology annotation, molecular function: RNA binding. The transcript has 5 exons.
AGGCUACAAGUUUCCAUACAAUCCUAUCUUCCCCUUGCCAUUUCCAUCCAUCAAAUAAUUAGGCUCAGUCAGCAAUUUGUCGAUUAAGUGAAAACACAGUAUCUCGUUUUCAGAAACCCUAAAAUAAAUUAUCGUCAACUUUUCUUCUUCUUCUUCUUCCUUUCCAUUUUUCACAGAUCAACGCUCGUCUCCUUCCUGCCAUAUCCAGGUUAGAAGAGGAGGAGGAAGAAGAAGAGAAAAGGUGGGUUGGCUUGGAGCUCGGGUUUUGAUUGACGGAAACAAUGUCGGGAGGAAGCUCAAGGUCCACCAUUUACAUAGGCAAUUUGGAUGAGCGGGUUAGUGAGAGGGUGUUGUAUGAUAUUCUGAUUCAAGCAGGGCGAGUACUUGAUUUGUACAUUCCUCGAGACAAAGAAACUGAUAAGCCUAAAGGUUUUGCCUUUGCUGAAUAUGAAACCGAGGAAAUUGCUGAUUAUGCUGUCAGGCUUUUCACUGGUCUGGUCACUCUCUACAACCGGACUCUCAAGUUUGCUAUUUCUGGCCAAGACAAGCCGUCACUUAAUAUAAAUCCUGGAACUACUCCCACAUCAAAUGUUCCUCAUAAACUGAGAUCUCAUCCUACACCGAUUAACGAAAUGGAACGAAUAUCAAACAGAUAUACGUCUUACCCUGUAAAUUUCUCUCAAGUGCAUCCUCCAGGUGUAAAUAAUGGAAACAAUUUUGACCAUAGUCGUCAAGUUUUUGGGGCGAAUUUGGAUAGCAUUAACCGUUCUAGGUUAAGUCGCUUUGACACGAGUAAUCCUGUUUCUUACUCUACCUACUAAAGUUGCUAUAAUAUUAGUGUAGGUUAAAAUCUCAUUUUGGCAACUCUUUAUGGCCUCAAAUUAAAUGGUAUUCUAGGCAGAUAUUGAAGAUAGCCUGUAAGCUCCGCCGCUGGAGUCAAUGAGCUAAUUUAGGUAAGCUAAGUUAGAUGCCAUUGUCGAAUCUUGGUUGUUGUCUACCCAUGUAUGUGUGUGUAUACAAGACUCGCCAUAUCUAAUAGCAAUUCUUUUUGUUCCGGCUUU